This is a messenger RNA of Pectinophora gossypiella (pink bollworm), 1363 nucleotides long. It is a transcript of the gene Daao1, whose product is annotated as D-aspartate oxidase. Gene Ontology annotation, molecular function: FAD binding; D-amino-acid oxidase activity. The transcript has 2 exons. The record is from RefSeq and is a predicted model, not a curated record. The coding region runs from base 145 to 1161 and encodes 338 amino acids. Lineage: Eukaryota; Metazoa; Arthropoda; Insecta; Lepidoptera; Gelechiidae.
GCUACUCGCGUCCGAUUCCGCCUCCGCUUCUUCGAUGUGAAUAUUAUCUUCUGUCUGCCUGUUAUCGAGUUUCUCGUUCGAUGACAGUUGAUUGUAGUUCUUUCGGGGUGGGCGCGACUCUGUUAACAAGACCAAACGAUAACAAUGGACAAAAAUAAUCCAAGUAUCGCGGUUCUGGGCGCUGGUGUAGUAGGAAUGACAGUAGCUCGAAUAUUGCAGGACAGACUGAGAAAUGUAAACGUGACGGUGCUGGCAGACAAGUUUCAAGAGGACACGGUGAGUGCUGUCGCAGCAGGAAUCUUUCGCCCUGGAACCAGUUUUAAAGGAGCUACGAAGGAAAUUACUAAGCAGUGGAUCAACGACUCUUGGUAUUACUGGCAACAUAUACUCAACACAUCAGAAGCACCACAAGCCGGCGUCAUGGCGCUGUCUACCUACAUAUUCUCAAAAAAUAACUAUCACGUCACAAGAAAUCAUUUAAUAGAAGACUUAGUACCCAGCUAUCGACCUGUAGAUGCUAAUGAGUUGAAACUGUGUGGUGAAGGAUGGAAGCACGGGUCAUACUUUUCCACUGUAAAAAUUGGAUGCGAAAGAUACUUGCCUUGGGCUGAGAGAAUAUUUAUGGAAAAAGGCGGGAAAAUUGUUCAAAAGAAAAUCAAGAAUUUCACAUCACUACCACAGAAGUUCGAUUUAGUUUUCAACUGCACCGGAAUGGGCGCGAAAUAUUUAUGUAAUGAUUAUGAUUUGGUGCCGAUGCGGGGUCAAGUAAUAAAAGCUAGAGCGCCGUGGUUGAAGACGGCAUUCUACGGGGAUUAUGAUACGUAUAUUAUACCUGGGCACGACGGGAUUGCUACUUUAGGCGGGGUGCGGCAGUAUGAUAGUUACAAUAUGGAAGUUUGUAAGCACGACGCUGCCGCUAUAUUUGAGAGGUGUUGUGAGUUAUUGCCGUCAUUGAAAAAGGCGGAAAUUGUGAGUCAUAAAGUAGGGCUGCGACCUCACAGAGUGCCAGUGAGGGUAGAGCCCGAGUUGAUAGACGGUGUGAAGGUAGUUCACUGUUACGGCCAUGGUGGUUACGGUGUGAUGUGCUCCCCGGGGACAGGAUUGCAAGCGGUGAAAAUAGGCGUCGACUUGAUGAAAAGUAAUUUAAAAAAUAAAUUAUAAACAAAAUAUUAUAUUUUGUAAAGAAUUAUUUGAAGACAAGUCUUCCAGUUAAGAUAAUUUCAUUUUCUUAACGAUGUAGUUAAGUAAUUUGUGUUUGUACCUACAUUAGUAAGUUAUCUUUAAAUUGUUAUUGUUUAUUUAUACAGCACUUAUCAUAAAAUAUAAAUAACUGAGUACAAUAAAUGGUAUUUGAUAAUAAUUA